Molecule: messenger RNA, 12607 nt
Organism: Harpegnathos saltator (Jerdon's jumping ant)
Lineage: Eukaryota; Metazoa; Arthropoda; Insecta; Hymenoptera; Formicidae
Gene: btv
Product: dynein cytoplasmic heavy chain beethoven
Exons: 47
Coding region: 79-12363 (4094 amino acids)
Biological process (GO): microtubule-based movement; regulation of DNA-templated transcription
Cellular component (GO): dynein complex; nucleus
Molecular function (GO): ATP binding; DNA-binding transcription factor activity; ATP hydrolysis activity
Source: RefSeq, a predicted model, not a curated record
GAAACUAUCGAGUACACCGGUGCUCUUGAUUUUGCACGUCGGAAAAAGUUACUCCGUUCGGAGUAUGCGAACGGCGAAAUGGUGGUCGCUGAUAAACGUAGGUAUUUGAUAGUCUCCACGGCGGGACAUUUUUUCAACGCGUCCGUGCGUCAUGACGACGAGGACGUCGAGGAUCGUGAGAUCCUCGAUCAUUUCUUGGAGCAAUCGUCGUGCAGGACCCUGUGUGCCAGACCGAUCGAAGAGAAUCAGGAACAAGUCCGAUUGAAACUGAGCACGGAGCUGUCUGCUGGUAAAAACACGCUGGUCUUCUUCAAGGUGACAGCGGCUGCGGUCACUGAAGAGAACUUUCACGACGUAGUCCAGGUAGCUUCAAUCGGCUGCGGGGACGGAUCGGUGCUGAUCGAAGGUCUCCGUCAAGUAUGGGCGCCAACUCUCCGCUCGUCCGGAUUAAGCGUAUCGUACUUGAAGAAGCUGGAAGAGAAAUUACUCAAUUCCGGAUUCUCGACCAGCGUCGCGGAGGAAGAAGAAUUCUGGCGGAGAAGACGGGACGAGGUGAAGCGUUCACACGAGAAGACAGUUUGCGAGGAAGCAGCUAAGUCACUGAAGAAUAUUAGGGUCGAGCUCGAGAGUGCAGCUGUGUCAAGAGAUGGGCUGUUGGCUGUGGAAGAGGCUUGCGAGACCAUUUCGGUGUUCGCGGAUGAUCUGUGGAAACUAGGAGGACCGGCUUAUACAGAGGAACGGAUGAAGUCGCUCCUCGAUGUAAUCGGUAACGAGAUGGUCGAGUUGGUGCAGAAUUAUCUCGAUGCGGUCGACGCAAUCGAUUCUCGUGCGAAGGACGAGACGAUCGCGUUCGGGGCGACGGUAUGCGAGAAAUGGAUAAAUGCUACUCAGAAACUGACGGAGCUGUUCUGGCCGCAUCACUCGCUUCAUCCUUGGCGUGGGCCGGUCUUCGUGCCAGGGAGAUGCUCGAAGCUUGGCAAAAGACUCAGGCAAACUUCCGAGUUGCGUGCACAGUAUCGGCAAUUGAGCAGACUUUUGACGUCGAGUGAAAGAUCCGGACUCGGUAUCGAGAAGUUGCUGCAAGUUUUGGACGACAGGAAAGUCGCGCUGAGCGACGAUGAACGUGACGACGAGUGGAAUCGAUUGAAACUGAAGAUCGAAGAAGGCUUGGUGCCGGCUGAGGAACGCGUCGCUCAAAAGCUGAAGGAUCACAUCGCCGACGCUGACACUCCGAGUUCCUUGGUGACUGAAUUCGAGAGAUAUAGCGAGCUGAUGAAGAGGGAAGGCCUCAAAAGGGCUUUACGUGGAGAACGAGAGUCACUGCUCUCAGCAUACCGCGAUCUAAUCGAGAGUCGCUCGGCUGGUCCCGACACGGAAAACCUCCUGGAUACUCCCAAAGUGUUACAAGAAAUUCAAGCUGCUCGAUCCGCGGAAGUACGAUUAGAAAGUUUGGCUAAAUUAGGAAAAGAGUUGCUAGCUGAUCUCCCGGGCUACGAAGAUGUGGCAGCGCAAUUAUCGAACGCACUGGAAAAUGUCGAAGAGAAGAAACGAGACUUGGUUGAGUCAUGGGUGAACAAUACCAAGAACGAGAUAGCCAAGAAAGAGUUAAGUCUGGGCACCGAUUCGCCGGUGGUUGAACUUACCGGUACCAGCAUGAUGCGGGUGACCUAUGACCCUCGACUGAUGACCAUGAUCAGAGAAGCUAGAGCCUUGUCCGGCGAAGGAGUCGAGCUACCGAGGGAGAUCAGAGAACUGGUGGACAGAGCUGGGUCCUUGGCCGGGCGAGCUAGAGCUCUUCAGCAGGUCGCUACCUUCCACAACACGAUCGGUGAUCGAAUGGUGCCUUCUCAGAGACCACUCAUGUUGACAGUAGCUCUCGAAUUAGCGCGAGCCGUUCAGGAACAAUCAGGUGUCGUAUGGUCUGAUCCUCACCUCGUCGACGUAUACACCACUCGAUUGAAGGAGUUGGUUACAAAGUUCGCUCGACAGAACUCGGAAUUGAUCUCGAAGCACUCCAUGUUACGGGACUACGUGUCGAACCUGUUGAAAGGCGAUGCUGUGCAUCUCGUCGGGAAUCAGAACAUCUGGAAGGAGACGCUGACGAGCAUGAGAGCGAUCGUCGACGCGGUGGACGCGGAAUACGGUAACGCAAAGGCUUGGAAGCUACACUGGGAUCGACAGCUUCUGAAGGCGCUGGGUGUAGCAUAUAGAAACUCUUUACCGUCCUUGUCGAGAAAGCUGCCUGAGCUUCGAGUAGAGCUCACUUUUCGCGAUGGGUCCUUACAAUGGAGACCACCUUUUGAGGACAUUCGCGCCAAGUUAUAUUCCGGUAUUCGCCGAUCGCUUUCCAUUCCGAUCUACUUUAGGGGCGUAGGAGACGUCAGUGAUGCGCACUUCGGCGAUCUAGUGCCGAAGAACGCGUAUCUCUUCAGCGGUGUGUACAAGCAGAUUGAAAUCGCCCUGUCCACCCUCGAAUUGUUCAGGAUCAAGUGGCUAAAUUUAGCGACGCCCGCCAAUAUCGACGUGGGAGAACGAUUGAAAGGCAAACCUCCUCAAGAGUGGGCGAGAGCUUUCAAGGAAGCCAAGCAAUGGGCUCAAGAGGUGGGAAAACUGCGAGGUAAUGACGUGAAGAUCCUGUGCAUCUGCGUAGACACCGCGACGACGAGGAACGACUUAGAGACGGCGUCUCGUCGUUACUGGGAACGCCUGUGCUCCGACUUAAGGGCGGAAGCGUCUUCGCGGCUGGUGGCUAUAGUGGAUUUCCUGUCCUUCGCGUCCAAAGAGCUGGAACGCAGACCACGAGACGUGGAAGAGGUUGGGUUAGCUCAUGAAGCACAUGCUCGUAUCGAGCAACAAUCGGCAGGCAUAGCUGAAGAGAUGGAAGCCGUUGCUGUGCUCGCCAAAGUUAUGGCUGCGUGGACCAGCGAGAAGCUCGACGGCGUUAACGCAGCUCACGCCGCCUGGCAGGAUUUGGGUGAUCGCUUGGAAAAGCAUAAAACCGUUAUGGCACGUCUAGUGGAAGAUGCCAAAGUGAACCUUCGUCACAAGGCGGUAGCGUUGAGGGACGAGAGAGAAAGGUGGCAGGCCAAGUGGUCUGCGAGGUCGGAAAACAUGUCGCUCGACUGGCUUCUAUCGAUGAAGGAGCGUUGGAUCAAUCUAAAUGAACAACUGGAUUCUUUAAAAGCGGAUUGCAAGAGAAUAACUCUGGAGCUUGAAACUGUCUUGGGAGAAGACGACAUUAAUUUAUCGCAGUUAGAACGAGAAUUAGAAGCCGAGGAGUCGAAUUAUAGGUUCCAAGCCGAGUUUCUGGAAGAGCUGAAGAAUCAGGAAAUUGAGGAGUGGGCCGUAGCCAGGAGAAGACUACCGAGACUCCACGAUUGGCUUGAUUCAUGGGAAAGCAAGAUUCACUUACACGAUAACACAGAAACCGACCUAACCUUCACCGGUAGAAAGAUAAACGAGGUUCGAUCUGCAAUCGAAUCUAUUCAGUUGCUUCGGGGAGACGAGAUCGCAGACGAGCAUUGGACCGAGUUAAUACCUAUACUCGGUUUGAAAGUUGAGAAUCCACGUGACAUCACUUUGGGUCAUUUGCUUAGAGCUAAGAAGGCAUUAAUAGAAAAUGGGGAUCGAAUAAAAGAAAUAACAAAACGAGCAGUCGCGGAAUUAGGAAUUCGACAAGCGUUAAUGGACCUGGAGAUCUGGGAAGGUACCGCAGCACUUCCGUUGCAAGAAUCAACUGACAGCAAGAACAUGACCAUCCAACUUGUCGGAGAUUAUGGCAGUCUAUUAGCAAAGACAGAGGAACUGAUACUUCUAUUGGAAGGAGCAAAAGGUACGUCAGGACACGAUAGGUUCGCGUCUCGAGUCGCACGUUGGGAGGCAGCUUUGACAGAACUCGAAGAGAGAAUUAAGGUACUCAGUACUGUGCAGAGGAAGUGGAUUUAUCUGGAUCCGGUCUACGGGAGUGGAGCAGCUCCCAACGAUUCUGGACGAUGGUCGAGAGCUGACAAGGAAUUUAGACAUCUCAUGGGAGAUGUGUCACAAGAUCCUAGAGUGCCAUCCUUGAGACGUCUUCCGCUACCUGCCUUGAUAAAUUUGAAGGACCUGCUGGACAGAUGUCAGAAAAGUCUGGAUGAAUUUUUAGAGGAGAAACGAGCAACUUAUCCGAGGUUGUACUUUCUCAGCGACGAAGAUCUUCUCGAAUUGGUAUCAGCUAGGGGGAAAGGCUUGGAGGCUCAUCUGCCGAAGUUGUAUCACGGUAUCGGUUCAGUAAUAAAGGAGAAUAAUACAUUAACAGCGAUUGUGUCGCCAGAGGGAGAAACGUUGAAAUUACCGGAAGCUGUCGAUCUCACGGAAUCUUUGCCGCGAUGGCUAGAUAAUCUCGAGAAAGAAAUGCAGAAGGCUCUCCGUCUUAGUUUAGAGAAAUGUUUGAGCACUUCUACACCUGACCCGUCCAUUUAUCCCACUCAAGUAUUGCUGCUUUCGGAACGAAUACGAUUCACCGAACGCUGCGAGCAAGCUUUAAAAGAGGGUCGUGCAGCCUUGCAAAAGCUUGUUGAAUUUUUGGAGUCACAACGGGCGAGAUAUAGAGGUUUGGAAGACGCUGGUGACAAGCUAACUGCAUUGAAAGCACGGGGUCUUCUUUUGGACACUGUUCACCAUUUGCAAGUGGCCAGAACAUUACUGAAGACCGUGAUAACCGGCGAAAAUACCGGCUGGAUGUGGUACAAACAAUUGAGGAGUUACAAGACCAAUCAAGGUACGUACGUGAUACGAUGCGCUGGUGCGGAGUUACCUUACCGCUUCGAAUACCAAGGAGCGUCCAUCGGUUUGGUGAGGACUCCUUUGACGGAAAGGUGUUUCUUAGCUCUUACGCAAGCUAUGAAGCUUGGAUUAGGUGGGAGUCCAACGGGUCCCGCUGGAACUGGCAAAACCGAAAGCGUCAAAGCGUUAGCAUCCGUUUUAGGUAGACUGGUUCUCGUUUUUAAUUGCGAUGAGGGAAUGGACACUGGCAGUAUGAAGCGUAUCUUAGGUGGAUUGGCGCAGGCUGGUGCCUGGGGUUGCUUUGAUGAGUUCAAUCGUCUCGAAGAGGACACCCUGAGUGCGGUAGCGAUGUUGGUGAGGCCUCUUCAGGAAGCAAUACAGAACGGCUCGCCCGACAUUCUGCUGGGCGAUCAGAGAAUCAAGCUGGAUCCUCACUGUUGCAUCUUCAUCACGAUGAAUCCAGCCGGAAGCGAGUACGGAGGCCGGCGCAAACUACCGGACUCCUUGGCAAGACUUUUCCGACCAAUUAACAUGGCUCAUCCGGACAAAUCGGACAUCGUUAGGACUCUGUUGGAGUGCGCCGGAUUUUUAGAAGCUGCUACUCUUGGCAAACGGCUCGUCGAAGCUCUUGAAAUCGCCGAAACUAUACUUUCCGAGCAGCCGCAUUACGACUGGGGUCUCAGAUCGCUCAAAUCCGUAUUGGACGCGUUAGGUCCAGCUGCCGGUAUCGACGAGACUACCAGGCUUCUCAUUUCGAUCAAAGCGUCCACCCUUCCGAAGUUGACAGAAACAGACACGAUGAAAUUCAUGUCGUUGCUGAAUGAUCUCUUUCCGAACGUUAACCCUUCAUUAUCGGUCUCUACCGAGAGUGAAGACUUGGUCGCCGCGUUGUCGAAGAUCUGCGAGACUCGAGGGUUGACGAAAGAGAUCGUCAAUCGAUGCGUUCAACUAAACGAUCUGUUAAGAAGCAGGACCGGUGUUGCUAUAGUCGGUCCGCCCGGCAGCGGGAAAACGUCCAUCAGGUCGUGCUUGGCCGAAGCGAUGGCGAAAGUCGGCGAACCCGUACAGCAGAUCAUCGUUUAUCCAGGUGCGGUACCGAAAAGCAGAUUGUUGGGACACGUGAAUCCACGGACAAGAGAAUGGAAAGAGGGCGUUCUAUCGAGCGCGAUAUCGUCUGCUGGAGACACUGUGACCUGGAUAAUCUUCAACGGAGACGUGGAGCCUGAAUGGGCGGAAGCUCUAAACUCGGCUCUGGACGAUAAUCGACUACUGACAUUACCGAAUGGAAUAGGAGUUCGUCUUGGUAGCGGCACAAGGUUUAUUUUCGAGACUCACAAGCUCGCUGGUGCCAGCCCGGCUACGGUUUCGCGGCUGGGCGUUCUGCAUCUUGGAUCAACGAGAGCGACGUUCUUGUUGGCGCCAUGGCGAAUAGAGCAACUUUCACCAACAGCUGCGGAAAUUGCGAACGCUCAUUUAUGCUCAUGCAUGGACGAAACGCUGAAGAUUAACGUCGACGAGUCGUCUGCAUCUGGACUGAUGGACGCCGCCUUGUGUCAUCUUCGUAAGGCUCAAACGUUCGUACAAAGCACUCAAGUUCUUUUGCUCUCACUAUGCAGUCAAGUCAAAGAUCAAGAAUCCAGAAAUAAUCUGGCGAAAUUCAUCUACGAAUCGACCGAUAGCUGGUGUCCUGACCCACAAAAACCAAGCGCCGUUCUGUACGACAGUGAAACUGAUCGGCUGGAACCCUUCAAAGAUACAUAUGAGUCUAUCGACAGCGAUUACGGGCCUGUUUCGAUUUCAGAUCUUAUUAGAAAAGCUGUAGCAGCCAUUUUGCCGUGGAUAGAAGACGGUCAUCCGAUUAUGAUUCGCGGACCUGAAGGCUGCGGAAAGAACACUCUAAUCAAUGCUGCAUUGUGGACGAUUAAAAAUCAUGACAAUAUGACUGUAGUGAGAGCAUCUUCGCUUUACGGGUCCGAUAAUCUCGUGACUCGUCUGAAAAAGGCUUGUCUGCGCCUAGAGUCCUCUUCGCAGGGUAGAACGUACAAACCGAGAAGCGGAACUCGAUUGCUUAUCAUCUUGGAAGACAUGCAUCUUGCCGCUAAAGAUUUACAGGAGUUAGUAAGAGAGUUGCUUCAAGAGAAAGGAUUCCUCGAGGAAGAUCUUGAAUUCUCUAAAGUGUCUUUAACGAUCCUCUGUACCGCCGAUGUGACUACUCGGUUGCAUCCUAGGCUCGAAGCUUUAUUUGCAACUUAUUAUCUAGAAUAUCCGAGUCAAAAGGAUAUUGCAGCGAUCCUUGAGCUUCGCUUGAGAAACUCCUUGAAACAAGUUGACUUCAUUAUGGCGGAAUCUUGGAUCGCUCGAAUGAUGCCCAGCAUUUUGGAUGCUUUCCGAUUUGCCUGUUCCUCUCAGGAAUCGUCUAUCACUUGGACUCUCAAGGACAUUGUCUCUUGGGCAACACGCUUGAAUUAUUAUCCUAUUCCUGAAAGCGAGGCGGACAUUACUCGUUACUUAUUAGACAUCGGGCAUCGGCUUUUCCGUGCAAGAUUAACGCCCAAGGCACAGACACGGUGGGAGUCUCUGUUACUUUCAAAGGAGUCCGAGGUGAAGGAUUUCACUAACGACUUAUACGUGUGGAAGAAUGCAAACGUCGGUCUGUAUCCUUUGAGCGAAGAACAAUGGCGCGAAGAGGUGAUCAAUGUAGCAGCUAGAUGCGCUAGAGAAGGUCAAGAAGUGCAGGCACCAGUCUCGUCUUAUCUCUUGGAAACCGUAGCUGGACUCAGUUGGGCUGUAGGUUGCAAUUUCCGAGGUAUGAUCCUCAUCGGGCGACCAGGAGCGGGUAGAAGAUCAGCAGUUAAACUGGCCGCAACCUUCUCUUCCCUUCGGCUGAUUGACUCGGGACCUGACCGUGGUAGAGCAGCGAUAAAAAGCUCCGUGCAAGCUGCAGGUAUCGAGGGCCAGUCGACACUGCUCUUGCUAGAGGAAUGCCACGCCAGGGAAGAGAGCUUGGCCGUGUUGAUGAGCGCUAUCGUAUCCAAAGGGGAAGUUCCAGGUCUCUUCACGGCGGAUGAACUCGACGCGCUGGUCGCACCAUUGACCGAUCUCGCCCGAAGAGAAGAUUUCCAAGGAACACUGGAACACUACUUAUAUUAUCGUCUGCGUAAGUAUCUUCGGAUAGCAGUAAUCUUGGACUCGGAAGAGAUCGAAUCGUCGCAAUUGAUGCAUUUGGAUCUUCUUCGACACUGCACGCUGCUUGGUUCCGGGCCUGGCCCUGGUGAAUGGUGGUCUUGGGAGAACUCGUUGAUCAAACUGGCGAUUCAAGAAGGGACUCUGCAGCUGGAUGAGCUCGAGGAGCUAUCAGACGGCGCGAAAGUGAUGAUCGAGGCUCACCUGCAAGCACCUCGCCGUCAAAGGGCCCCGGCGAGGUUCUUAGCUCUGGUGCACACUUGGAAACACCUCCGCGAUAUAUGGAGCAAGGAAGUUGAAGGGAAACUGCAGACUCUCGAAGCGGGUAUCGGAAAGCUGAGAGAAGCCGGUGAACAGGUAGCCAAACUGGAAGAUGAAGUAUCGAGGCAGCGUCAGGAGCUUGAGGUGGAGAAAGGAAGAGCCAAUGCUGCUCUUGAGCAAAUCACUGCAACAAUGAGAGGAGCAACCAAUCAAAGAGGUGAGAUGACGAACUUGAAGACCAACACGGAACGAGAGAGCGUCGAACUCGCUCGACGUAAGGCGGAUAUAGAGAGCGAAUUAGGAAAGGUUGAACCCCUGGUGGAACAAGCUGCUCAAGCAGUAGCUGGCAUAAGUGCCGACGCUUUGGCUGAGGUUCGCUCACUGAGAGCACCUCCAGCACCAGUGAGAGACGUGCUCGAGGGCGUUCUUCGGCUAAUGGGCAUAAAGGACACGUCUUGGAACAGCAUGAAGACUUUCCUCGCGAAGCGAGGCAUUAAAGACGAGAUCAGAAAUUGGGAUGCGAGGCGUAGCACGUCCACCAGCUUGGAAGCGGUCGCCAAGCUGGUGAAGGAACGUCCGGAUAGUUUCGAGGAGAAAACGGCCAAGAGAGCGUCGGUAGCGGCUGCUCCUCUGGCAGCUUGGGUGUUGGCAAAUCUUCAAUAUGGUCAAAUAGUACAGCAAGUCGCUCCUCUGGAACGGGAACAGCGACAGUUAGCUGAGCGAUUAGCGGCGGCCGAGGCGCAAUUAGGGAAAUUGGCCGCCGGACUAAACACAGUAGAGAGCCGCGUGGCGCAGCUGCAGAAAGAACUUGCGGAACACACGAGGGGUGCAGCUGAACUACAAUUGCGAACCGAAUCCACCGAGGCCAGUCUAUCGACAGCUCGAGCUCUCUUGCAGAAGCUUGAUACUGAGCAUCGCGAUUGGGAAACUCAAUUCCAGGAAUUAACAGACAGGAAGGAAAGAUUAGAUGUCGAAGCGGCUAAUGCGGCGGCUCUACUCGUGUAUCAAGAUCCUGAAAAGGAUGAUAAUUGGAAGAGAUCGGCUAUGAAAUUGUUGGCAACCGAACGAGAGAGAUUAUUAUGGAGGGCACAGGGAUUACCGGCGGAUACGAGCAGCUUGGUUGCAGCCUCUCGCGUUUUGAAAGGUCCCUUGGUGCCCAUUUUCCUCGAUCCUUCGGGCGUAACGGUAUCCUGGAUUAAGCGCAGCUUUGGCUCCAGACUCGAGGUCACGCAACCUGAAAGCCCCAAGUUCCUCACGGCUUUGGAACUAGCGGUGCGCUUCGGGAAACCUCUUCUGGUCGAAGAACUGGUCGAUUUUCCGUCGACAUUACUGCCCCUUCUUCGCCGAAGGCCUCUCAGGCUGGGUGAUCGUGUCCUGCCGGCUCAACAAGGCUUCGAACUUUUUUUAGCUACCAGGAAGGAUAGAUUGGAAGAUAUUCCAAAGGAAGCUGAUGCUGUAUUAUGCGAGAUCACGCUUGGCACUGGUACAAAAAGCUUGGCGGAGAGAUUCGUGGAAAAGCUCCUAUUGAACGAGACUCCAGAGCUCGAAGUGCAAAGGAGAGAAGCUUUGGAGAGGGAGGAAAAAUUGUCCGGAGAACGAGACGCUGCCAGGUUGGAUCUACUAAGUCAGCUGGCUACAGCCAGAGGCCAGGAUCUUUUGCAAGAAUCUCAGGGACAAAGGCAAGGAGGACUUCUGUCUUCGCUGGAAGCGACGCAAUCCAAGGCGAAGGAGAUAGCCCUUGCUCUCGAGGAAAGCAGACAAAGUUUGAAAGAAGUCACGAGACGAGCCGAAGAUCACGAGAAGUUUGCGCAGUUUGCCGCUAAGGUUUACGAGAUUGUCAGCGAACUGACGCUUCUCAGCUCUUUAUACGUUAUUUCUACAGAAGCUUAUACGAACAUCUGUUUAAAGGCCGUGCAGGGUGAUUAUAAUGCAGCAAGUGAAGAUAGGGAGAAAAGAAAGUCACAGAGCGUAAUGGAGAAGCGCUUGAUAACUUUAACAUUCCAUCAUUGCGCCAAGGCGAUCUACAGAAAGCACAGGCUUCCUUUGGCUUUGCAUAUGGCAUUAUCCUUAAAUCCAGUUUCGGACGCUGAAAGGAAUCUUUUGUUCGACAACGGUGCUAUCAACAAUAGCGACAAUUCGGGUCUGGAGUUGCUCGACUGGGUGCCGGAUGAACGACGUGGAGCUGUGCAAGCCUUGAGUUCUUCUUUACCUGAGGUUGCCGUUAGAAUGAGAUCUUCCUGGCUAAAAGAUAUCUCCAACAUUUACGCAGACAAUGGACUCAGCGCCUUCCAAAAAGUCUUAGUCGUGAAGGCUCUGCGACCCGACUACUUGCACACUGCUCUUUCGAAACUGGCUGCAAGUCAAUUAGGUGUGAAGAAUCUGGCACCACCCUUGUGGACAUUGGGUUCUGUAGCUCAGGAGAAGGAAGCUUCGUACCCUGUGUUGUUGCUCUUAUCGCCCGGCGCCGAUCCUGGACCCGAAUUGAGUGCACUCGCUGCGAAACACGCUUCAUCAUCUGGAUUUACCGAAAUUUCUCUGGGUCAAGGACACAUUACUCAGGCCGAAUCGGCACUGGAGGCAGCAUGCAGGAAUGGCAGCUGGAUAUUAUUGAGCAACUUGCAGCUCGCUCUAAACUGGUUACCGCGAUUGGAAAGCCUGCUUCGUUCACCGAUGUGCACUGCGAGCAAAAGUCCUUCCACGAGGAUUUGGCUGUCCACCGAAGAGUGUUCGGGAUUUUAUCCGGGCUUAGCGGCACUCUGUCUAAAACUGGCGUAUGAACCUCCCGAGGGUGUGAAGAGGAACAUGAAGAAGUCGCUCCAGCAGCUUCGACAAGCGCAACCCAACGACGACGGUACGGUCGCUGUGAUGGUUCUCUCUUGGCUGCAUGCGACAUUGCAAGAACGACGAAAUUUCGUUCCUCAAGCUUGGAUCAGACCGUACGAGUGGAACGACUCGGAUCUCGAAGCAGCAUACGAAUUGGUGAUUAAGGAAAUGGUGAACGAAAAACGAUCGCAGCAAGGUGACUGGCAAGUAGGCCGAGGUUUACUCGACGUCGCAGUUUACGGCGGUCGUCUUCAGGAUGACUACGACGCGAGAGCGUUACGUUCGAUGAUACGUGACGCAUGGUCUAAAGACAUCUUCGAAGGUCGCAGGAAACUGGGAGGAGUGUUGAAAAUAACCGACGUGACUCUUAUCGAUCCGAUCAAAUCGUUGGAUAACCUGGAUGAUUCUGAUUCACCAAAGGAAUACUUCGGCCUUCCGGCUAAUGCCCACAGGGCAUGGGAAAGAGCUGCUGCGGAGGAAGCCUUGACUUAUCUCAAAGGCAUUUUAAUGAAACACCUCAGCGGCAACGAGGGAAGCAGUAAAGUAGAAAAACCAAGAGUUCAACAGGACCUAAAGGAAAUCAUCGACCGACAAUGUUCGUCGACGUUUACGUAUGAAACAGGUACUGUACGUGAAAACAAGAGAGAUCCAUUGCAGGACUUCUUCGUGGACGAGAUUGAUCAUAUGAAAAAAUUAUUGAACGUUAUACGGGCGGAUAUGAACGCAUUAUCUUUCGAAGAUAGCGAGACUCCCAAGCACUGGCUUACGGAAUGGCGAGCGGGGCCGAAGAAUGCUGUUCAAUUUGUCAAGGCACUUUUGUCCAAGUACGAAGCGCUGAAAACCUCACCGAUGAGUAUACCACGACGAGUCGAUCUGUCUCAAUUGUCUCGACCACGUGCUCUUCUAACUGCACUGAAGCAAUACACUGCGCGAGAAGUUGGUCAUCCGCUGGAAAUACUUCAGCUGCGUGCAAAUUGGAUCGAGAAUCGCGCGAACAGAGACUGGAAGGUAUCGCUUUCACUCGAAGGUCUACUUAUAUCAGGAGCUUCGAUCGAAGAAGGUGUGUUGAGGGACUUGGACGCAAACUCGCCGGCAGUCGCGGUCGCUCCGACGUGUCAAGUGGCGUUCGUGCCCGACGAAUAUUCGGAAGAUAAAUCCGGCGAUGAUAAUCCCCACGCCCUCGAAGACACGCAUCGAAAAGAUGAUCUGAGCAUACCGGUUUACACAAGUGUUCAACGAGAGACCCUAAUCUGCUCGUUACCAAUAGCAUGCCCGAGAGAGGAGCGCGACGCGUGGUUACGUCGUGGCGUCAUUCUGUAUCUAAGAUCUUAGCGCAAUCAUCUUCAAUCUCGGGGCCAAUGUUGAAGAUUCAGGAUGAGUCGCGAUCAGCGUAUGAAACGUUAAAGUAGAUCUCUUAUUAAGAUCUCAGAUGAAAAUUAUUAUGGAGGAGAGAGUCGAGAUAUGAAUAGCUUUAGAGCUAUAAGUGAUAGAGAACAAAGAUACAUAUUUUUCAAGUUUCAGAGAGAUACGAUAGAUACUCUUUUAUAAGUGCUUCUUUUCUUUUAAUUAUAGGUGG